Saccostrea cuccullata (small rock oyster) is the source of this 2209-nucleotide messenger RNA. Its product is annotated as guanylate cyclase soluble subunit beta-1-like. NCBI's taxonomy places the organism in Eukaryota, Metazoa, Mollusca, Bivalvia, Ostreida, Ostreidae. Gene Ontology annotation, molecular function: heme binding; guanylate cyclase activity. The record is from RefSeq and is a predicted model, not a curated record. Bases 185 to 2020 code for a protein of 611 amino acids. The transcript has 8 exons. Gene Ontology annotation, biological process: response to oxygen levels; cGMP biosynthetic process. Gene Ontology annotation, cellular component: guanylate cyclase complex, soluble.
CCACUUAAAAGCGAGAGUUGGCUUGGAGUGGAAGGAUUCCGUAUAUUGUAAAUAACGGCGCUUUAUUCCGAGGUUGUAAAAUCAAACGAGGAACGAUAGAGUAUUGCAGAAAGCCAAACAGCGCAGAAAGCAGUGAACUGGCCGAUAGAGUGAUGAGAGAGGGCGACUAGUAGCAACAGACAAAAUGUAUGGCUUUGUGAACUACGCCUUGGAGUUGUUGGUAGUCCGGAACUUUGGAGAUGAAGCCUGGGAAAACAUCAAGAAAGAGGCAGGCUUGGAAAUGGAGGGUCAUUUUCUGGUACGACAGGUGUAUGAAGAUGUGGAAACAUACGAUCUUGUUGGUGCUGCCUCCAAAGUCCUUAAUUUACCAGCAGCUGAUAUUCUACAAUUCUUCGGAAAAAUGUUUUUUGAGUUUUGUCAAGAAUCUGGAUAUGACAAGAUUCUACAAGUUUUAGGAGGUACAACAAGAGACUUUUUACAAAACCUAGACGCCUUGCACGACCAUCUUGCCACCAUAUAUCCGGGCAUGCGUGCACCAUCUUUCCGGUGCACGGAAAGGAAGGAGGAUGGAGCUUUAAUUCUUCACUAUUACUCAGAACGGGACGGACUAGAACCAAUAGUGAUAGGUAUCGUCAAGGAAGUCGCCCAUAAACUCCACGAGUCUGAGGUCGAUGUGGAGGUAAUAAACUACAAAUCAAAAAACUGUGAUCACGUGCAGUUUGCCAUAACUCACAAAGACAAACAAACAGACGUGACAGAUCCCGUUCUUACUCGUCAACAUGAUAUGUUCAGUAAAAAGAAGAAGAUCAGUCCUUCAACAUUUUGUCGGGCGUUUCCAUUUCAUUUCAUGUAUGAUCGUAAUAUGGUUCUCCGUCAAGCUGGCUCCUCGCUACAGAGAGUUAUUCCUCAGACGGGUUCGGAUGACUGUCGUGUCGAUUCAGUUUUUGAAAUGGUUCGUCCACAUAUGGAUUUUGAAUUUAACCAUGUUCUUUCGCAUAUUAACACUGUAUAUGUGUUGCGAACAAAGCCGGGGAUACUGGACUCCGAUGGACUUUACAUUCAAACAAAUAUCGCCGAGCAACAUGAUAUAUCGCGCAUGCGUUUAAAGGGACAAAUGAUAUAUGUUCCGGAAUCUGAUAUGAUGUUAUUUCUAUGUUCCCCAAGUGUUACGAACCUGGAUGAUUUACAUCGUAAGGGACUUUAUUUAAGUGAUAUCCCUCUUCACGACGCCACCCGUGACCUUGUGCUGCUCUCCGAGCGGUUUGAGGCUGACUACAAGCUAGCACAGAAUCUAGAAGUACUUAAUGACCAACUGCAGCAGACCUACCGCGAACUAGAGGAUGAAAAAGCUAAAACAGACAGAUUGAUGUACUCUAUACUGCCUAUAUCUGUGGCUAACGAGCUACGUCAUCAUCGCCCAGUGCCUGCUUCCAAACAUGAAGGGGUCACCUUAUUGUUCAGUGGUAUUGUAGGAUUUAAUGAGUUCUGUGCACAACACUCGGACGCUGAAGGGGCUAUCAUGAUCAUUAACUACCUGAAUGAAAUUUAUGUCAAGUUUGAUGACCUUCUAAAAACCAAUAUUGACGUUUACAAGGUGGAAACUGUUGGAGACAAAUACAUGGCGGUCAGCGGACUUCCGGAACCCUGCACCGAUCACGCGAGAAGCAUUGCGAGACUUUCAUUGGACAUGAUGGAUAUAUCUAAUCAUUUGAAAGAUCCAUAUGGGAACAAAGUUGAGAUUACCAUUGGCAUCCACUCUGGUGAAGUCGUUACGGGAGUUAUUGGAAAGCGCAUGCCCAGAUACUGUCUCUUCGGAAACACUGUGAAUCUAACAAGUCGUACAGAAACUACGGGAGUGAAGGGCAAGAUUAAUGUAUCAGAAUUUGCCUACAGAUUCCUCACCUCUCCAGAAAAUUUUGAUCCUGAAUUCGAAUUUGAGCACAGAGGGUUUGUGAAAAUGAAAGGAAAACCCGAACCAAUGGAGUGCUACUUUUUGACACGAAAAGUUGUGAAAAAAUAAGUUUCUGAAAAAAAUUCAGUCUAUUUAUAACUGUGAUGAAGAUGGGGCGUGUAGAUGCCUAGCGUACAGCAUUUCAAAGAGAUGAAUAACCUUUCUGUGAUCAAUAUUUAUAGAUGCUUGUAUCAUUGUGAAUUUUUAGGUUUAUUUAAUUAUUUCUAGUCAUUCGUGUUACUUUCUUGAUCUUUUCGA